CGUCGGUUGAGCGCGCCUGUAACGUACAGCGUACAUCAGCGGCGGCCUGUGUUUUCACCCGAGCGCUGCAAUUUUUUGUCUUCGGUGGAGGAUUUGUGUCUACAGUCCGUCACCAUCAUGAAACUAGUCAGAUUUUUGAUGAAACUCAGCCAUGAGACGGUUACCAUUGAACUGAAGAAUGGCACCCAGGUCCAUGGUACCAUCACAGGUGUUGAUGUGAGCAUGAACACCCACCUGAAGGCGGUGAAAAUGACCCUAAAAAACAGGGAGCCCACUCAGCUGGAAUCACUGAGUAUCCGCGGCAACAAUAUUCGCUAUUUCAUCCUUCCAGACAGCCUCCCACUGGACACCUUGCUGGUUGACAUCGAGCCAAAGAUCAAGUCCAAGAAGAGAGAAGCAGUGGCUGGACGGGGACGAGGCAGGGGGCGAGGGCGUGGCAGAGGAAGGGGACGAGGCCGAGGUGGCCCGAGGAGAUGAUCACCAGGCUCUACGUUUGCUGGCCAACACUGUUUGUACAGGAUUUUCUUUUUUUCUUUUUCAGAGAAAACAUUUUGUGAAUUUUCAUGUUUUUUGUUCAGUUUUGUUCUUUCUCAUUUUGUACAUUAAAAUCCUUAUGAAAAGGA
Plectropomus leopardus (leopard coralgrouper) is the source of this 623-nucleotide messenger RNA. Lineage: Eukaryota; Metazoa; Chordata; Actinopteri; Perciformes; Serranidae. The record is from RefSeq and is a predicted model, not a curated record.